This is a messenger RNA of Daphnia magna, 1534 nucleotides long. RefSeq lists its product as uncharacterized. The record is from RefSeq and is a predicted model, not a curated record. NCBI's taxonomy places the organism in Eukaryota, Metazoa, Arthropoda, Branchiopoda, Diplostraca, Daphniidae. Bases 144 to 1058 code for a protein of 304 amino acids. The transcript has 5 exons.
AACGUUGUCAUGGCAACGAGGUUAUCUGCAUAUUGUUUUAGCGUUGAUUUGUGAUUCAAUGCUUAAGUGAUUCCUAGUUUAUGCAAUACUGAAUAAAAACUUAUUAAGCUUUGACGAAAGCAUUUAAGUUCAUUCACUUGAACAUGAAGCGAAUUCCUUCUAGACCAAGUAAAAGUUGCAACGCAAUUCUUGGUAUAUCUUCGGGUAUUCAUUUAAUCUCUGGUCUGGCGGUUAUUGUUUUUCAGAUUCUGCUGAUUCAUGCUAACUCGCUGUACCAUGACAUAGGUGGAGGCCUAUGGGCAGGUCCAGUUUUCUUCAUUCAGGGUGUUCUUGGUUUCAUCUGUUUGUGUGAUGUGUUAAUGUGCAGUGUGGUAUCAUUUUUAGUAUCAUCUGUAAUUGGAGCUCUGCUAACUGUUGCGUUAGCAGCUGUUGCUGCAGUAGAUUUGGGUUCAAUAUCUAAAUGCCCUAAAGAAGAUUACAGAUCUUCACCAUUUUAUCCUGGAUACUGUUAUCCUAGCUAUGCUCCACAAAUUGUUCAAGCUUCAUGGGGAAUCAUAAUAACUUCAUGUAUACAGCUGGUAGCAUCUGCUUGCUCCAUCUACAUAUGCAUGACAAUAAUUUACAGUACUGAUUCCUCACCAACCCAAACGAUGUCAAAUCCUUAUUUGUACGAUGAAAUACCAUCUCCUCACCAAACAAGAUUUCGUGGUUCUCUACAAUCGGCCCAAGAAAAGGUACAGACAUUCCGUAACAAGUCUACUUAUAGUCUAAAUUCAACACUUCCAGUGAGGAGAAGUAAAUCUAUGGAUCGUUUUUCUGAAGAUAACGAUUCGUUUUCUGAUCAAAAUAUGAUUAUGUAUUCUACUAAUUCAAUCAAUGUGGUUCCAAGUGGAACUCGGUAUAAAAAAUCGUCUGCGAAAGUGUCAAAUGCGAAUUCCAUGUAUAAUGUGAUGUAUCCAUCUGUUCCCCCGAUUCGCAUAGCACCUCGACCUCCCUCUACUCGUUCGUUGAACAUGCAGGGCGAGCUACCAGGACACAUGAAACAUACCGCCGUUUAGCUGGAAAGGAAGUUCAAAAUAUUGUUAUCGGUAUGUAUCUUGUGACCUGAGUCUGAUUUGUAAGUCAGAUUGAUGAUCGCCGUUGUAACUUGUAAUCAGCUAGUCGCGAAUUCCGUUCCACGUUUUUAAAUUAACAUUCUUCUCACAAUUUUCGUUCCUAUUUUUUUUUUUUUUUCGUCAAUGUUCUCUUUUCGUGCGACCAACAACCGUUUCGUAUAUCAGGAAUCGCGUACUUACCUAUGCUCAUGUAUCCUCUGAUGAAAUGUGAUUUAAUAGUGCCUAAUGACACAUUGUUGUUUUAGUAGCUGCUCUCUUUGUUUAUCGAUUUAGCAUUUUGCACUUGAUCCUACAUCGCCAAACACAUUUUUAAACUGCUUAGUUUACAUUUUUCCACAUGUGAAAAAUUCUUUUAUUACUAUUCUUAUUGUUUUGACUUUUUCCUCAAGUUUUGCUCAAGAUAAUGGUUUCAUUCAGCA